CGGGCGGAGCAUAGCGACCCGCGGGGCUGCGCACCGAGACCCGCCGUCUCGGGGCGGACACGCGCGUCGCGCCUUGCGCAAGCUCUGCUCCCGGUCCCGGGAUAGCAGCCGGGCCCUCGAGUCACCCGCGUCGCCAAAGUUUAUCUCGGCCGCCGAGGAGUCGCGGGGCUGCGCUUCUCCCUGGCGCCCGGCGACACCAGCUUCCUAUCCCGGGACCCCGCGGAGGCAGCGUGCAAAGUCGGUCCCCAACUCGGGAGGUGCCGCCGGCCUGCGCACGCGCGCCGCCCCCUCAGCGUCCUCCCUGUUGUGCUCCCGGGGCUCCUUCGCUCUGCCGAGCCGCUCGGGCCGAGAUCUGCGGCCGCGCGCCCGCGUGCGCCCCCGGCGCUCCCCCGUUCGCCCCCGGCCGCGCCUCUCCAAGUUCACGAGUUGCACAAGUUCGCGGACAGCGCUAGGCCCGCGCGGGCCAUGGAGGAGGAGCGGGGGUCGGCGCCCGCCGCCGUGUCGGCGCUGGAAAAGAACGUGGCGGAACUGACCGUCAUGGACGUGUACGACAUCGCGUCGCUCGUGGGCCACGAGUUCGAGAGAGUCAUCGACCAGCAUGGCUGCGAGGCCAUUGCUCGCCUCAUGCCCAAGGUCGUGAGGGUCCUGGAGAUCCUGGAAGUGCUGGUCAGCCGGCACCAUGUAGCUCCCGAGCUGGACGAACUGCGUCUGGAGCUGGACCGGCUCCGCGUGGAGAGAAUGGACCGCAUCGAGAAGGAACGCAAGCACCAGAAGGAGCUGGAGCUGGUGGAGGAUGUAUGGCGGGGUGAGGCACAAGACCUCCUGUCCCAGAUUGCCCAGCUUCAGGAGGAGAACAAGCAGCUCAUGACCAACCUCAACCACAAGGACGUGGGCUUCUCGGAGGACGGGUUCCAGAAGCAGGAAGGCAUGUCAGAGCGCGAGCGGCAGGUAAUGAAGAGGCUGAAGGAGGUGGUGGACAAGCAGCGAGACGAGAUCCGGGCCAAGGACAGGGAGCUUGGCCUAAAGAACGAAGAUGUCGAGGCUCUGCAGCAGCAGCAGACCCGGCUAAUGAAGAUCAACCAUGACCUUCGGCACCGGGUCACGGUGGUGGAGGCCCAGGGAAAGGCCCUGAUUGAGCAGAAAGUGGAGCUGGAGGCAGAUCUGCAGACCAAGGAGCAGGAGAUGGGCAGCCUGCGAGCUGAACUUGGGAAGCUUCGAGAAAGGCUUCAGGGUGACCACAGCCAGAACGGGGAGGAGGAGGCAGAGACACAGCCUGGUGGAGAGGAAUGCAUCUCAGAAGCUGAGAAGGCAGCCUUGGACCUCAAAGACCCGAACCGCCCGCGCUUCACACUGCAGGAGCUGCGUGACGUGCUGCAUGAGAGGAACGAGCUUAAGUCCAAAGUGUUCUUGCUGCAAGAGGAGCUGGCCUACUACAAGAGUGAAGAAAUGGAAGAGGAAAGUCGAAUACCCCAACCUCCACCCAUCACACACUCAAGAACAUCCCCUCAGCCGGAGUCUGGGAUCAAGCGACUGCUUUUUACAGCCAUCAUGCCCAUGGUGGCAGCUGGAUUGAUCCUUGACGACCCCACGCUGCAGCCUGUGCGACAACUCGUGUCCCUCGUAGGCACUGUCUGUGUUUGGGGUUUUGUUUGAGCUGUACCUUUGGCUGCUGUGGCUGCUGCCAGCCUGUCCCUUCUGGCCACUUCAGUUGCAUGCCUGUCACCCUCAUGUUGGCAUCUGAAGUGGGUGUGGAUUGUGAUUUCAGACAUGCCACUGUUACUCUAGACCUUCACCACUGCAGCCUGGAAUUUCCCACUCUGUCACAGAUAAUUCUUUUUGUCUUUUUUGUUUUCUCUCUAAAAACCACCUUGUCCAUGAUCCAGUAAAGAAGGUCCUUUAAGUGACGGGUCAGUAACCAUACCCCUUGGGAUUCCAGAGUGACACUAACACUGUUUUCAGUCUCUGUGCCUGAAGCUUCCUAAACAGCUUUGUCUUGGCAACUGUUUGAUUUGGUAUUGAAAGGGGAACAGAGGGGGGAGCCAAGAUCUGUGUUCCCACUGCCUGAGGUCCCAAAUGACUUCCUGCUUACCUAAGUCAGGCCAAGGCCAUACAUAACAGAGUGGUUUGGGCCAGCUAACUCCCCAACUGCCUUGUGGAAAGAGCCCUCGCCUAACCCAGUGUGAACCUUCACUCAUUCACCAGCUCACGUAUGCCCUUCUGUGCCAGGGAGAAUUUCCCCAGGUAAACUUGGCUUGAGGAUGAAAGAAUGUUAUGUUCCUGGUAGAAAGGACUAUAUGAGUAACAUCAUCUUCAUGUGGUUAGAACAGAGCUCCUGGGGCUAGGGAGCUGUCCCAGUGGGUAAGGCACUUCCCAUGCAAUGGGAGCAUGUGAGAACAGAGUUCAGAUCUCCAGAACCCUUGUAAAGCUGGAUAUGGCAGCACCUGUCUGUAAUCCCAGCUCUCCUGCUGCAAGACAGAAUGCAGAGAGGUGAUGGCAUGGCAGUGGCAGCAAACAAGAUACAGGAGGCUGGCAAGAUGGCUCAGCAGGUAUAGGUACUUGCCACCAAGUACCUGACAACCUAAGCUAGAUCUCCAGGACCAAUGUGGUAGGAGACAACCGGACUCUUUCAAGUUGUCCUCUGAUUUCCACACAUUUGUUGUGGGACACUUGUGCACUCACACACAUACA
This is a messenger RNA of Nannospalax galili (Upper Galilee mountains blind mole rat), 2688 nucleotides long. It is a transcript of the gene Rilpl1, whose product is annotated as Rab interacting lysosomal protein like 1. NCBI's taxonomy places the organism in Eukaryota, Metazoa, Chordata, Mammalia, Rodentia, Spalacidae. Gene Ontology annotation, molecular function: protein dimerization activity. The transcript is spliced from 7 exons. Gene Ontology annotation, cellular component: ciliary basal body; cytoplasm. The record is from RefSeq and is a predicted model, not a curated record. Gene Ontology annotation, biological process: cilium assembly. Bases 466 to 1653 code for a protein of 395 amino acids.